UCAACUCGUGUAGUAAUAACAAAAUAUUUCCUUCGUGCAGCACAUCAGUUCUGACUCCAACAGUUUCGUCAUUGUAUUAUAAAUCAAAAUUAUCGAUUUUAAUAUGAAAGAGUAAAUAUUUCACAAAAUAUAUUUAAAUUGUAUUGCUGUUUAAUUAUCUGUUAAAGUUUCAAGUUAUUCGUAUGGAAAUAUCAACGAAAGCCGAAUAGAAAUUAGUUGUUAUUUAGAAUUAUGUUAAGGUGAUCAGCAUAAAUAAGAUCCCAUAAAAUGGAAAAAAAAUAUAAUUUAGUUAUUUUCCAUGAAGUAAUUCUUCAAAAAUAACUCGUUUCAACAUUAAAAAAAAUCGGAAAAAUCAGAUAUUUUUCGGAGGGUCACACUGACAGACGUUCCCUUAACGAAAAAUCGUAUAGUGUUGUAGUGAAUUAGUUUCGCUCGUCUUGUAAGGGUUAUGAUUGAAAUGAGCCAUGAUUCAAUAAUAAUUCAAUUAUGUUAUGAGUACAUCAUUUUCAAAUCAAAUUUUUGUGUUGUCAAAACCACAAUAAAAAAAUUAAUAAAAAUAAAAUUCGCGUCAAAAUUGUUUGUGGACAUAAAACUGCAAAAUGUCUUUUGAUUUUAAUUACAAAUUUUGGGUUGGCACAAAAAAGGAUAUUGAAGACAUUAUAAAAAGGCAAAAUAUAUUAAAAAGAAAAGAGCCAAUAUCCAAUCCGUUGAUUACUUAUAGAAUAUUUUCGGAACUAUAUGUAUUAUACGUCGAAUUGGUCAAUAAACUGAGCUAUGUUUAUAACUAUACGUUUCAAGUUCAGAAGCGUAAAGUGGUUAGACCAUUAGUCGAAGCUGCCGUUCGACGUUUAAUGGAACUUAAAACAGAGCUAAAGAAUUUGGAAUUAAGUGAAUAUGUUUACACUGACAAAGCCUUAAUUGCACGAAAGCUCAAUCCUUAUGAUUUGGUUAUAUGGCGUUCUCCGCAAUUUUUAUAUCGUCGUCCACCUGAACUACAAAACAUACUGUAUGAGAAUAGAAUUUUUAUGAAUGAAGAAGAGAAAACUGCCGCCGAUAAGAAGGACAAAUUAAUUUUGAGUGAGGCAGUCAAGCUGAUACAAGCUCAUGAAAGGGCUAGAAGCGCCCGUGUUUAUAAGUCCGCCAUCAAAUACGAUAAAAGAAAUCUCAAAGUGUUUCAACGGAGAAAAGUUCAUUACUCAUUUACUUAUAAACCCGAUCAACCAAUGAGCAUACCAGUGAAAAGAACAAUGUUCAAUGCGGACUUUGUAAAACCAAAUGAACACUGCAAGUAUUUAGUAGGAGCAGAUAAAAUUGAGCGAAAAUCGAAAGACGAGAUCGAUGAGGAUGAGCUUAAUAGAAUUCGUAACGAAGCAGCACUAAAGAUUCAGUUAGCAUGGAGGGCUCAUAAAAGUAAAAAAAUACUUAAGAAAAGACAUAUUUUUAAACAAACACUGUACGGUAUGAGAACGAAAAGAAGGUUAAUUAAACCAAACCAGUAUAUGGAUUCUGUUAUGGAAACAUACAGAAAUGAAAAGUUGAAGAUAAAACUGGAUGAAGAUUUCAUUCGUUUGAUGACUGAUGAGCGAACCAGAUUGUUGCAAGAAAGAUCGCCAUGGAUAAUGGAGGACAUAUCCGAUCAUAUACGUGCAUGGUUCAAGGAAUUUUACGAUAAAGUGGGAGAUUUUCAUCCAUAUCCGGAUGCCUUAAAAUCUGGAACCGUUUUAGUUUUGAUCGAUGAAACAUUUUCUCCAGAGGAGUUUAAAGAAAAGUUGAACGAAAUGAAUCUGUCCAAAGAAGAAAAGAAAAAAAGAGCAGAGAAAGCAAAACAACAAAGAAAGAAAGAAAAGGACAAAAUAAGAAAAGAAAAAAUCAAAGAGGCUAAGCGGAGGAAAAAGAUGAAGGAACAUGGCAUUUUUGACAUAGCAUAUGAUAUGAAGACUAAUAAAAAUAUAUUAAAUAUUGAGAAAACUAUAAAGCAAUACUCUAUUGACUGGAGGAUGAUUGAUGAAUAUCUCAAUAAAAAUCAUGAAGCAAUAAAGGAUUGGGUGACGGAAGGAGAACUUGCAAUUAUACAUAGAGAGCUAAGAGCAUUGGUGGAUGAAUAUAUGCGAUUGGAAUAUGAAAUACUUCGGAAAGCUCUUUGUAUGGACCUAAAUAAAAAAUAUAAACCUCAAAGACACAAAAAAGGUAAAUCUAAAAAAAAGAAGAAGAAAAAGAAAAAGGUUAAAGACAUGACUGCUGAUCGUACACUUGAGUCAUUGUAUGAGGAGUUGAAAGCAGAAGGCAUAAUAGAAAAAUGCGAGAAGAAGACAUUCGAGUCGUUUAUUUCGGACUUCAACUUUGUUGCAGAUGACACUCGAGACGAAGAUCAUUUGACCACAUUGGGGCCGGCUAAAGGCGAUAUUAAAAUGGUUGUUCAAGAAUGCAUGCUUGGAUUGGGAGAAUUUACUGUAGAUAAACCGAAAUCUCUUUGUAUAGCGGGACCCUUGAAUAAUGGAAAGAAGUUGCUUUCUCAAAUUAUUGCAUUUGAAAUAGAUGCUGUUUUUAUGAAUCUCAGUCCUGAGAAAACACAAGCUUACAGUAAUGAAGACUUGAACUAUUUGAUGCACGUGGUUAUGAAAGUUGCAAAAGCGUUCCAACCAACGAUAAUAUUCAUACAGGACGUGCACAGAGUGUAUUGGAAAAGGAUUCCUAAAGAGCAAGAGUAUUUGAAUCCUCGGUUGCUUCAAAAAGUUAUCAGCACGAAGAUUUUAAAAGCAAUCAAAAAAGAAGAUAAAAUAAUGCUUUUGGGCACAACGGACGCUCCAUGGUCAGCAAAACCAAAAAUGAGGCGUGUGUUUCAAAAGUCGUUAUUGAUUCCCAGAUGUGAUUAUGGUACCAGCUUCCUGCUUUGGCUAGAAGUUCUGGCAAAUUAUGCUGGUGAUGAUUCUGUCGACGAUUACGUUUACUCUGCAUUAGCUAAGGUGUUUAAAAACUAUAACUCCGGUGAUGUCACGGAUAAUAUUGCAGACACUUUGGAUGUGCGCCGCCGUAUGAAACUGAAAUCGAAACCUUUAAGUCCUUUCGAGUUUUUAUCAAACUUCAUUGGCAGAAAUCCACCAAUAUUUCCUCCAGAAGAGAAGCUAAUGGAAAAGUUUCAGAAAUGGUACCAGAAAGCAAACAAACUUAGUAUAGCAAGAAGAAAGUUUUUCAAGAAAAAGGAAGAGAAAAAUAAGAAGAAAAAGUAAUCUUAUUGCAUUUAAGCUUUCAAGAUAAUACAAUAUGAGAAAUAUUUAAUAUAUCUUUAAACCCGAAAAUCAAUACACAAAUCAAAAAAUUGGGUAAUUGACCGAAAAUACUGCAUUAGAUAAAUAAUUUUCGGUUAAAAGAAAUUUGAUUUGUUCUUGAACUUAAGAACUUAAGAAGAAGCGAAUAAAACUGUUUUAUGAUGCGGGCAACGUUCUCAGCAGAUGGAAAGCCUAAGACUUGUUUGAUAUGUACAAUUAUGUAUGUAUAUGCCCCUUUGCCGUGGUUUCUAGAUCAUCAAAUUCUUCUGAGGUCAAACUGUAAUGUCUGUAUCAUUGGGGAUUGUUGGGAACUUAAUAAAACAACUAUCUUAAUUAAAAAUCGAUAUUCUGUUAAAUUUAUUCCUAAGUUUUAGUGCGUUUACACGAAUGUAUUAUAUGAAACAAUUGUUUUUAAAUAUAAAAAUAAUAAAA
Messenger RNA from Bactrocera dorsalis (oriental fruit fly), 3698 nucleotides. RefSeq names its product dynein regulatory complex protein 11. Lineage: Eukaryota; Metazoa; Arthropoda; Insecta; Diptera; Tephritidae. Gene Ontology annotation, molecular function: protein binding; ATP hydrolysis activity; ATP binding. The transcript is spliced from 8 exons. The record is from RefSeq and is a predicted model, not a curated record. The coding region runs from base 600 to 3227 and encodes 875 amino acids.